AUGGGUCCUUUUAAUCAAAAUACAACACAAACGGAAACUUACGAAUCAUCUUCCAAACAACCAGAGAGCACCAGCGGAGCUGUAGGUGAUAUUAAACAAAAUAUUCAUAGUCAUCAUGGCCCCAAUGCACAUAGAAAACAUUCAAGAACAAUAUCCAGUACAAGUUCACGAAGCUUAUAUGAUAACAAACAUAAUUCAGCCGGUCCUCGUUUUCAUGCAGAUGGUGGAAAAGUAGCAGGUGCUGGUAACUACAUUUAUGGCGAACAACAACAAUAUAGUGCAGGUGGUAGUGGUGUUAACGAUCCUUAUGGUGUUUUUGGUAGUUACAAUGAAUUUUAUUAUGGCAAUCAAGCUGUUUCCGAUGAAUCAAGUGAUAUAUAUCGUCGUCGUCGGCGUCAUGGAUAUACUCGUCAUCAAACCAUUCGUUUACCAGAUCAACCAAGCAUUGUACGACAAGUACGACGUCGAUUGUCUACACCAGAACCAGAUAUUAUCGAACGUGUUUACAUUCGUCGUCAAUUAAAUGACAUUAUAGAAGAAAUCAUUGAAGAACCAACAACGCCACCACCUCGCCUUCAAGAACGCACUAUUGUUGAACAAUCUUCACCAUCUCAAGUUAUACGCAAAGUAGUUCGUGUACCGCAUCGUAGUCAAAUUCAUGAAUAUCAACACCAAGAAACACUUGACAAAUAUGGAAGUUUAAGCGGUGCAAAUGCACCAGGAGCUGGUUAUGGUGUUUAUGGAGCCGGCUAUGGACAAUCAGGACAAGGAUAUAAUACAAGUGGUAAUUACCAUCAGUUAAGUGAUAAUAUUGAAAUUCAAAAACAAGGACCACAAGGUUAUGGACAAACUGGUCAACAACGUUAUCAAGAACCACAGCAACCAGUAGCUGGUGCUCAUUUUAAUUAUAAUGCAUCUAAUACACAAGGCUUAGCUAGUGCUGGCAUGUAUCCACCUCAACCAGUAGCACCUCCAUCGAACUUUUCACAAAAUGCCUUUGGCUUUGAGACAGGAGGUAUUGGUGGUCCAGCAUCUUCCCUACCCCAACCAUCACUUUCUAGUUAUGGUCCAAGUCCUCAGGGCUUGGGCGGAUUAGUAGGAGCCGCAAAUUUUGCAGCGCAAGGAUUCGGACUUUUAGGAGUACCACCGAAUUUCGGAUUGGCUCCAAAUUUUGGAGUACAAUCAGGUUUAGGAGUAGCACCAAAUUUAGGAGCGGCACCAUAUUUUUGUGCAGGAGCCAGUUUUGGAGCAGCUCCAUCUUUUGGAGGAACAUCAGUUGGUCAAAUAGGAGGACUUUCUAGUAGUGGUUUUGGCGGUGGUGCAAUAGGUUAUGGUGGCGGCUUUGGCAGGGGGCAACUAAGUAACCCUGGCAGCUACGGAGCCGGCACUAGCUUCGGAGGUGCAUUUUUCGGUGCCCAAGGCUUGGUAGACUGUGCAGCUCUAUUUAAUCCAUUCGCUGGCGGUUUUAGUAGUUCUGCAAUGUCUUGCUGUGGUGGUGGAAUGGGAGCUGCAUUAGGUGGAUAUGGUGGUGGAAUGGGAGCUGCAUUAGGUGGAUAUGGUGGUGGAAUGACAGGUGGAUAUGGUGGCGGAAUGACAGGUGGAUUUGCUAGCCCAAUGGGAGGUGGAUAUGGUGGUGCAAUGUUAGGUGGACUAAGUGGAUAUGGUAGCGCAAUGGGAGGUGGAUAUGGUAGCGCAAUGGGAGGUGGAUAUGGUGGUAUGAUGGGUGGUGGAUAUGGUGGUAUGAUGGGUGGUGGAUAUGAUAGUAUGAUGGGCGGCGGAUAUGGUGGUAUGAUGGGUGGCGGAUAUGGUGGUGGGUAUGGCGGUAUGAAUCCAUGUCUUCCUGCUGCACCACCAAUGGUAUGCGCCCCACCACCUGUGAUUCAACAAGUUCCAUGUCCCGUACCCGUACCACAACCUUACCCAUGUCCUGUGCCCGUGCCACAACCUCAACCUGUUCCUGUUCCAUAUGCUGUACGCGAAUGUGUACCUGUACCGCAACCUUGUCCAGUUCCUGUACCGGUUCCAGUUCCACAGAUUCAAAUACAACAUGUACCUGUACCUGUUCCACAGCCGUACCCAGUACCAGUUCCUGUACCUGUCGAUCGUAUUGUCUGCCAGCCAGUGUGUGUUCCUGUUCCUCAACCAGUUCCACACCCAGUGCCUGUUCCUGUGCCUCAACCAUGCCCCGUACCAGUUCAUGUUCCAGGACCCAUGCAAGCUAUACCCGUACCUGUUCCUCAGCCAUGUCCUGUUCCAGUGCCUCAACCUUGUCCAGUUCCAGUUCCAGUUCCUAGUCCACCUCAAUGUAUACCUGUUCCAGUUCCUAUGCCCGUGUCUCAACCAAUGUGUAUGCCUCAACCGAUGUGUAUGCCAGCUCCAGUAGCUAGUCCAUGCGCCGGAUUGGGAGCUUAUGGUGGUGGAUUUGGCGGUGGAUUUGGCGGUGGAUUUGGCGGUGGAUUUGGAGGUUUUGGCGGUGGGCUAGCACUUCCACCUCUUAUGGGCGGAGGUCUUGGUUUAUAUGGUGGUGGAAUGGGAUGUGGAGGUGGUCUUGGACUCUUAGGUGGUCUUGGAGGUUUAGGUGGUGGUCUUGGAGGAUUGGGUGGUGGAAUCGGUGGUAUACCACUUGGUUUUGGUGUGACAACAACAACGGGUGGCAUCGGUCCAUAUGGAAACAAUUUCGGUGGAUAUGGAGGUGGCUUAUAUGGAGGAACUCUUGGAUAUGGAUCAGGAUACGAUUUCGCCACUGGACCUGGUUCUGGACGCCGCUAUGGUCGCACUUCCUAUCGCCGAUAA
Messenger RNA from Rotaria sp. Silwood2, 2793 nucleotides. The record is from the annotation of a GenBank genome assembly. Lineage: Eukaryota; Metazoa; Rotifera; Eurotatoria; Philodinida; Philodinidae.